ACCAUUUCAAAAAAAGUAACAUAAAUUUACUAUGAGUUUUUGUCCAAAUGCGAUGAAAACACCCAUACCUUUCUACAAAUAUAUUGGAAGCAAAUAGUUACUACCCCCUCCUUUCAUGAAGAUGCGGCCUCCAGCAAAAUCUUAAAUAAUGUGGAAGGUUAGUUCUAAUUAUACAUGAUUAAGGUAUUCCAAAAAAAUUACAAUUAAUCUACGCUUAAUCACAGGCAUAAAGAGGGUUACUGUAAAAAAUAUCGUAUGUAAAUAUUUAUAUUUUACCGUUUUAUUGAUUGACAUAUAACUUUAAAAACCUUGAUAAAUAUCGAUCAUUUGCUAUUUGCCAUUUUCUGCAACAUGUUGAAAUAAUAUGAAUUCAAAAGUUAUAUUUGCAUUAGAAUAUUGCAAUUAUUUUCAUAAUAACUCUGACAAAAGCCAAACAGAUUUUGACAUAAGUGGUCAACCAAAAUUAUUGUGGACUUAUAUUAUUGAAGCUAUCUUAGAAUACUAUAGAAUUGUCUGUGAUAUUUUUAUUGAAGAAAAAAAAGUAUCCUGUUUUUUGGCUUUCUUUGAUGAAGACAUAGGAAAUUUUUCGAAUAUUAAUGAAAUAGCAUCUUAUAAAUCAGGGUCAUCAUCUGAUAUAUUGAAGAAUUUUGCCAAAAUUAAUAUCAAAUUAAUUCAAAAAACCUUCAAUGAUAAUUGUGACAAUAGAAAUUUUAAAAAUUUAAUUAAUCAUUCCUUCAAUCAAUUUGCCAUGCCUAAAAUAGAGAGUUAUGACAACAAUAAAAUUAUAUACUUUAGCCAUUUUAUAUUAGAAGAGAAGCUAAAUCAGAUAAAAGAAAUCAUCACAGAGGCAUUUUAUAUUAAACUGAAAAAUUUACCAAUCAAAAUAGAAGUUAUAUUAAUAAAUAUAUCUUCAUUUUCAUCACACACUCAACUGAAAAGAAUUAAUUGUGCUUUAAAACAGAAUCUUAAUUUAACAAUAUAUGAUGUUCCAUAUGGAAAACAUUUAGCUCAUUUGAUACUAUAUUUAGUUCAAAAACACUACAAUCUAUGUUCGACCACCAUAACGGGUAUACCUAUGAAGGAAGAACAAAAUUUUUCUGGCACCAGUUGCAAUUACGACGUUGAGAUAUUGCACAGCUCUAGAGCUUACAUGGCUUCGAAUUGUGUUUCUUACCGAGAUAAAUCGCGAUUACAAACAGCUGGUAUCUUGAAUUUCCAACCUGACUCUCUAAAAACGAGGCCAUCAGUCAGUAUGACAGUGGCGGAUGCUAAUAUUCUUAUGAAUAACGAUAGCAAUUCGAAUGAAAAGAAGGGUUAUUAUGAAGAGAUUGGGUAUAGGACGGUCCUUUUGCAAUGGUGUACACCACCCAAGAAUAGUAUCAAUAAUAACACUGAUUAUUACCAGCAAAAUUCUCACGGCGCUUACAAAAUAUCACCCGUAGAUCCCCACAGCAGACCUUCAUCCUGCUUAACGAAUUUUGUUCUCUCCAAUCGAAUCGUUUUGCUCGAACAACAUCAGAACCUUAAACUCAUAUCCAGUAUACUUUCGAACGUAACGGAUAAUAACACCGCCAAACUGGACGUAGCUAAUGGUUACGAAAAGAUACUUUCCCACAUGCUCAGUCAAGUCAACGGCGCCAUAUACAUAAUGUGUCUUGGAGGUUCGUGCAAAGCCAAGAACGAAUACAAGAAAAUGUAUUUCGAGGAUUUGCAUUCCAUAACCGAGGGACCUGGAGGGAAAGUCACUGAUUAUAGGAUUCCCGAUUUUUCAAAACUCAUCAAAAUCAGUCGAUUAACGCGCAGAGAAAAUGUUAAAUACUCUACCCAAAAGGGUUUAAAGGAUCAGAACAACUUGAUUUGUUCUUUACCCGAAAUUCAUUUGUCUCGAUUGACUAAAUAUUGGCCCUUGGUGUAUAGCGAUUGUGUCUUAUUAAACAUACCAUUGCUGAUACCACUGAUCGAAAAUAUAAGUGUCGGCUUCAAAUUAAAGGAGCAAAAAGAAAGAGAAAAGCUCAAACUUGAAUGCGUUCAAAUCCUAAACUCUUUCAAGGAUUCCGAACGUCAAAACCUGAAUUUGUCGUUACCGCCGGCUCUCAUGACUAGCAUUUACUCUUCACUUUCCUCUAACACUUCAUCAUCCGCUUCGAGCUCUACCCCUACCAUUUCCUCCAAGCACCAAAACAAAAAAGAAAUCUAUAAAUAUGUUUGGAAUGAAAUUGCCACACUCAUUAAUACAUUUUGUCACACUUCACCACCCAGCUCUGUUGAAAUGAAUGGCGCCGUUAACUCGGACCAAGAAAUCCAAUUUCUGAAACGGCAUUUGAAUUCGUUAAUUAGCGGUCUUAAUAUCAACAUAAAAAAUAAUGUAGUAGAUACGGUGCCUGGUGACGGACCGGUUAUCAAGGAAGAGUUUGAAAAGAUGGAUGUUCAAGAAAAUUCUUAUAUUGCAAGCAAACGGACAUAUAAAUUAGAUAAACCUAUACCCUUGGGAUUAUUGUGGAAAGAUAUAUUAGAAACCAAUUUGAAAAAAACCACUAGAAUAAGACCUCAACUGGAAGAACGCAACAGGGCUAAAGAUAACAAAGUGGAACUUUACGUUUUUAUGAAGGACAGAUUUAAAACUGAAGAAAUGGAAUCAAAAGAGAACACUAAUAACACAAAUGCAAAAAUCAAAAGUUAAAAAAAGGAUUGAUGCAAUCAAUACACAUGAUAGUAGCUAUAGCUAUUGAACAUUUUAUAUUUAUAAUAUGCAUUAUAAUUUAUUUUAUAAUGAAUUUUCCGCUUUCAAUAGAUAUUGAAUUUAAUAAUUGUUAAGUGAAAACAUUUUUAAUUGAAUGAAUUUGCGAAGGAAUAUAAAAAUAUUUAUAUAAAACAAAAAGCAUUUCAGCACCAAUCUUAUAUUAAUUUAGGGAAACUCACUGAAACUU
Molecule: messenger RNA, 2927 nt
Organism: Gordionus sp. m RMFG-2023
Lineage: Eukaryota; Metazoa; Nematomorpha; Gordioida; Chordodea; Parachordodidae
Product: integrator complex subunit 13-like
Exons: 14
Coding region: 365-2680 (771 amino acids)
Biological process (GO): regulation of mitotic cell cycle; centrosome localization
Cellular component (GO): integrator complex
Source: RefSeq, a predicted model, not a curated record